UUAAUUAAGGUUAGUUAUGCUAGUUUAGCUACUAACCAAUUUUUUAAUAGAUUCCGGUAUUCGGUCCGUUAAAAUGGAACGAGUUGAAGCUAUUAAAAUACGAUUAGGAUAGGAAAAUAAUGUUUAGUAUCCUAAUUCUGCUAUUUUAAUUUUCCUAUUUAGAAUGGAUAAGAAUAAUUCUGAUACACUACAUAGUUCAAAACAUGAUUUGAAAAGAAAGCAUGAUGAAUCCGAUAAAAAAUCGAAGAAACGUAAGAAAAAACAUAAAAGGCGGAAAGAAUCAACUUCUUCAAGUGAUUUAGGGGAGAGAAAAAAGGUAAAAAAACAUAAGAAAAAAAAAGAUAAAAAAUCGAAAACUGGUAAAAACGAUUCCACUUCAGAAGAAAUAGUUGCCGACGUACCUUUAGAAUUAAUGUCCAAAUCCAAGGCAAUGGCUCCAAUGACUAAAGAAGAAUGGGAUAAAAGACAAAGUAUAAUACGUAGAGUAUAUGACGAAGAAAGUGGUCGGAAUAGGUUGAUUAAAGGUGAUGGCGAAGUUAUUGAAGAAAUAGUUAGUCUUAAAAGACAUAAAGAAAUUAACAAAACUGCUACUCAAGGCGAUGGAGCAUACUUUCAAAGUAAAAUGAUUGCAAAAUUAAAUUAAAAACAUCAAAUGAUUU
Chrysoperla carnea is the source of this 659-nucleotide messenger RNA. RefSeq names its product ADP-ribosylation factor-like protein 6-interacting protein 4. NCBI's taxonomy places the organism in Eukaryota, Metazoa, Arthropoda, Insecta, Neuroptera, Chrysopidae. The coding region runs from base 164 to 643 and encodes 159 amino acids. The transcript has 2 exons. The record is from RefSeq and is a predicted model, not a curated record.